AUGUGGCACUGGUUAUCAGGGCAUGAAGUGAUGAUGUUCCCGAACAACGUGCUAUCGCUGGUUGACGUAAUCUUGGUUGAGGGAUUAUUUUCCCCCGUUGUGGAUGUACCAUAUGCCGAAGAGCUACCGGCGGGCGAGGAGCUCUCCGGGUUCAGUGCUUGUGGUAUUGGGUUUGUGCUUAUGACUGCACUUAAACACAGAUCUGAGAAAUUUCCCGUGAGGGUAUCCGUUGUAGUCAUUGGGACCGUCAACUUUGUGGCUAUCUCAAUGACCAAAGUGGAACUGGCCACAUACACGAGACCGAUAGCUUGUGGGUGUUUAGCUACGGGGGAAAAUGGCACAACUGAUGGUCUGGUUUUGUACCCUGGAAAGAUGGCGAUAAUAGGUUCAAUCCUGUCGUAA
Messenger RNA from Babjeviella inositovora NRRL Y-12698, 402 nucleotides. RefSeq lists its product as uncharacterized. The transcript is spliced from 2 exons. Lineage: Eukaryota; Fungi; Ascomycota; Pichiomycetes; Serinales. The record is from RefSeq and is a predicted model, not a curated record. The coding region runs from base 1 to 402 and encodes 133 amino acids.